This is a messenger RNA of Protobothrops mucrosquamatus (brown spotted pit viper), 312 nucleotides long. It is a transcript of the gene CDK2AP1, whose product is annotated as cyclin dependent kinase 2 associated protein 1. The record is from RefSeq and is a predicted model, not a curated record. Bases 35 to 307 code for a protein of 90 amino acids. Gene Ontology annotation, cellular component: cytoplasm; nucleus. The transcript has 4 exons. NCBI's taxonomy places the organism in Eukaryota, Metazoa, Chordata, Lepidosauria, Squamata, Viperidae.
GCCCCUGGGGCCAGCUCAUUCCCCUUCUACUAGCAUGGCCGGCUCGGGGCAGUACCGACACCUGAUUAAUGACUACGGACCCCCCUCUCUGGGCUACACGCAAGGAGGGCAGAUCACUGGCAGCAAUCAAGUCCCUCAGAGCAAAUACGCAGAACUGCUGACCAUCAUUGAAGAAUUAGGAAAAGAAAUUAGACCGACCUAUGCCGGAAGUAAAAGUGCCAUGGAAAGGCUAAAACGAGGUAUCAUCCACGCCAGAGGACUGGUACGGGAAUGUUUAGCAGAGACUGAGAGAAAUGCAAGAUCCUAAGAUCC